AUCGAUAGUAGGGAAUAGUCAUCGAUUUUGCACGUGUUGUGUUUAUUCAAAACAAAUAAAAAAAUGCGUAAAAAGCAGGCGGAUGAAAUACCAGGGUUUCCCUCACUGGACAACGAUGGGGGCACCAGCGACCGCGGCGCCGACAUUCUCAAGUCCAAGUCAAAGAAGAACAAGAGUGGCGGAUUCCAGUCCAUGGGCCUGGGUUUCGAGCUGAUAAAGGGCAUAACCAAGCGGGGCUACAAGGUGCCCACGCCCAUCCAGCGAAAGACAAUCCCCCUGAUCCUGGAGGGACGCGAUGUGGUGGCUAUGGCCAAGACCGGCUCCGGCAAGACGGCAUGCUUUCUGAUUCCUCUGUUUGAAAAGCUGCAGAGGCGCGAGCCCACAAAGGGAGCCCGUGCCCUGGUCCUGUCUCCCACGCGAGAGCUGGCUGUGCAGACGUACAAGUUCAUCAAGGAGCUGGGCCGCUUUAUGGAGCUGAAGACCAUUUUGGUGCUGGGAGGCGACUCCAUGGACUCGCAGUUCUCGGCCAUCCAUACGUGUCCAGAUGUAAUUGUCGCAACGCCCGGCCGUUUUCUCCACUUGUGUGUGGAAAUGGACCUGAAGCUCAACUCCAUAGAGUACGUGGUGUUUGAUGAAGCCGAUCGACUCUUUGAGAUGGGCUUCGGCGAGCAACUGAACGAAACGCUGCACAGACUGCCGUCCUCCCGGCAGACGGUCAUGUUCUCGGCCACGCUGCCUAAGCUGCUAGUGGAGUUCGCGCGUGCCGGACUGAACGACCCCGUCCUUAUUCGUUUAGACGUCGAGUCCAAGCUGCCGGAUGCACUGGCUCUAAAGUUUCUCUACUGUCGACCAGACGACCGCUACACAGCACUGGUGGUUCUCCUGAAAUAUGUCAUUCCGGUGGAGUCGCAAACCGUGGUGUUCGCCGGUACGCAGCACCAUGUGGAACUCAUUUCGUACAUACUUACCGAGGCUGGAAUCUCCAACGCGUCCGUCUACUCGAGCCUGGAUCCAGCUGCUCGCAAAAUAAACACCGCCAAGUUUGUGAACAAGAAGGUGUCCGUGUUGAUCGUCACGGACGUGGCCGCGCGUGGUAUUGACAUUCCCAGUCUGGACUUUGUGGUGAACCUGCACUUCCCGGGUAAACCGAAACUGUUUGUGCACCGGGUAGGUCGCUGCGCUCGCGCUGGUCGCACAGGAACCGCAUACUCCAUUGUAUCCACGGACGACACGGCACAUCUACUGGAUCUGCACUUGUUCUUGAACAGGCCCUUCAAUAUACACGACAGCUCGGCGUUGGGGACCAUUCCGCAAGACUUGCUCGAGGAAGAGCACCUCACAGUGACGGAUAUAAAGAAAAGCCACCAUAUUGCCGGAGUAUUGCGCACCAGCGAAAACGCCUACAAAAAGUACUUGAGUUCCCGGCCAGUAGCCUCCACGGAUGCGAAUGCGCGCGUAAAGAAAAUCAAAUUCUUUGCGCUCAAGCCACUGGAGGAUUUCUUCAACGCUGCGCCUGCUCUCGCCAAGGCUGCUGAAGCUAGUGGACAGUCAGCAGAGUCGCAGGCCAAGGUGUCUGCCACGGAGCGCAAGUUGCAGGAGGCAAAGCACGAUAUACUGGUCAAGAUGCGUAGUUUCCGACCUGGCGGUACCGUUUUUGAACUGAACACCACGCAGAAAUCGACGCAGUUCGUCGUAAUGAAGGAAAAACGAUUGCAGCAUGCGGAGGUAAUUAGCAAGUUCAGGCAGCAGCGCGCCGAAGAGGACAUCGACGAGGAAAAGAAGACGACCGAGGCGCUAAACCCGAGCUCAGACAGAAUGCCCACCGCCGACGAGGAAGCUAUCAGUAGCACUUUCAACAAAGUCGUUGCACCCAAGAGGUUGCAGAACAUGGACGCCCUUUACAAGGAUAAGCCAAAGAAGAAGAAGCGCAAGAUAAACAGCAAGGACGAGGACCACUAUGUGCCCUACCAGUCGGCGGACAAGCACACAGAGGAUGGUCUGGCCAUCAACAACUUUGAGCGGCAGGCGCAGAAUGCCGAGUUCUCGGUGUCGGACCACAACCCAUCCCAGGACGUGAAGCACAAGCCUGGGCUCAAGAAGUGGGACCGAAUUAAGAAGAAAAUGGUCUCUGUACAGGAUCCGCGAGCCAACAAAAUUCGGACCGAGUCCGGUGCUUGGAUUCCUGCCUCCUUCAAAACAGGUCGCUACGCCGAGUGGAAGGAGAAGUCUAAGAUCGAGGACCAGCUGCAGCGCGAGAAUGCGGCCAGUGAUGACGAGAACGCCAAUCCAUUGAGCCACGCCCAGCGCUACCCAGUCAGUCGCCACGCACGGCACAACUUGAAACUAGAGCUUAAGAAACGGCUGACCGGCAACGACAAGGAGAUGCGUCGCCCCGAGCAAAUUGUCAAGUCCCGAAUGCGACUGGAGUUCAUCAAGAAGCGCAACGAGGAUAACGCGGAGCGGAAAAGCGAAAACCGCAAGCGCAGCAUGCGGAAAACCCAGCGCCCCAAAGCUCAAUCAACGGGUGGCUCCAGGAAAAGGAAGUAGGAAGUAGUUUCUACGCAGAAACAUUGGGACCGUUUAGCCAACUGGCGCAUGGGUAGUUUUCUGACAAGUCGCCUUCCCCGAAGGAAACACUCCCCAUAUUUGUUUACUGGAUGGAUGUAGAGUGUUUUUACAAUAGUACACAAUAAACGAUGAACUACA
Messenger RNA from Drosophila teissieri, 2706 nucleotides. RefSeq names its product ATP-dependent RNA helicase DDX54. The transcript is spliced from 6 exons. The record is from RefSeq and is a predicted model, not a curated record. NCBI's taxonomy places the organism in Eukaryota, Metazoa, Arthropoda, Insecta, Diptera, Drosophilidae. The coding region runs from base 64 to 2547 and encodes 827 amino acids. Gene Ontology annotation, cellular component: nucleus. Gene Ontology annotation, molecular function: RNA helicase activity; ATP binding; RNA binding.